Messenger RNA from Caenorhabditis sp. 36 PRJEB53466, 1597 nucleotides. The record is from the annotation of a GenBank genome assembly. NCBI's taxonomy places the organism in Eukaryota, Metazoa, Nematoda, Chromadorea, Rhabditida, Rhabditidae.
AUGCCUGUGGACAACGACUUGUCGGAGCAACAGAAAAAGAGUGAGCCAUCAUCAGAAGACAAUUGAAUGCUGUUUGAAGGUAAUUGUUUUCAGAAACCAUAAUCAAAGCGAGAGAGUUUUUCUUUGCCUUGAAAGACAUCACCGAUAUAGCUUUCCUGACAAUUCCAAAGUUGCACCCAAUUGGUGCUGCCGUCCUGGUUGCGUUCAAUGUUGCCAAAACACUUUUCUCUAUUUACGGCCCAGACGAGAAGGAUGAUUAUGUGCAAGAGCUGCGUAAACUGGGAGAGCAGAUGGAUACUGUAAGAGGAGCAGUUUUCGAUGACAAAAAACCAACGUUUGUUUUUUUGUUCAGCUACUCGAUCGUGUUGCAACUUACUUCACAGACUUCAAAGCCUUUGUGGUUGAGCAUGAUUUCUAUCUAGUAAAAUUGUAUUCUUGUACUUCCAAACGUUUGAGUUUCCAGGAUGUUCCGCUGGAGAGCUCGGUUCUGUACCAGUACAUGCAAGAGGUUGCAUCGAAUCCAUCGAAGAACAACGUCAACGAGUUCAAACGACAAUACUUCAAAACGAAUCCGGUGCGGCUGGCACGUAAACUGAACCAACAGUUGGCGAAAAACAUAACGAAUCCGCUGAAGGCAGCGAUGGAGGCCGAUCCUUUGAUGACAACUGGCACAUUUUCCAAGUGGAAAUGUGUUAUUGAGGGCGUGUUCGCGCAGCUUGUUAGUGACCUCUUUUCACUUCUGAAACAACUAACUUAAAACUUUGAAGUGGUUCAUUGAAAUCGCGGCCGGCGUGUUCAUUAACAACGUAAAAGAGGAAGAGGUGAAAAGCAUCGAGGAUCUGCAUCGAGUGAGCCAAGUGCAAUUGGAAAUGGAACGAUUUGCUGGUUUGCUCGUAAAAUGGAGUACAGAUUAUGCGGUAAGUGUUUUGCAUAUGUAGGUUGACUUUCAAAUAUCAAAGCUUAUUAGAUGAACGAUUAUUUCUGGCCUGAGAAAGUGCGACAGUUUGUUGAAGACGUUCAAGACAAAUACCCGCAAAAGAACAUUUAUGCGAAAGCCGAUUUUAUUAAACAUGCGCUUGCCAAUAUUCUUACAAAGUAACGUCAAAGUUGAAUCAUCAACGCAUUCUCCAACACAAUUUGUUGCAGAGAUCAGUUCUACGUGAUAGUGUACUCUGGAAAAUCAUCCUACAAGUGGCACGUACAACAUACAACGACAGAGGGCUCGAAACAAGUGAUUCUCUCGGUGGAUCGUGGCGGAUGCAGUGUCAUUGUGUACCGUAGUCGCGAUGCUCAUUCGGCAAAAAGCUCGGAGAUUGAUCAGAUGGAGAUUGAUAUACAACAGUACCAAGCGAAGAUCCCAAAGCAUAUUACUCUUGGGUUUUGGUCGUCAAACAACAGUAUCAGAAAGUACUCUGAAGCAACGAUGAAAAACUACGGCAUGAUUCUUGCAACCCAUCUUGUUGAUGUUGCAGUAAAGUGGACAGGCCCGCUCAAAAAUGGCCCCGGAGCGUUUUGUAGCGGCGAACAAGACUGCCAACCUAUCUUCGGUUUGUUGCCCAGUAAAUCCAAGUACGUCGUAUUGGCUGGCUUCAAAUGA